Ogataea haglerorum is the source of this 1743-nucleotide messenger RNA. RefSeq lists its product as uncharacterized. Gene Ontology annotation, molecular function: ATP binding; nucleic acid binding. Gene Ontology annotation, cellular component: mitochondrion. Lineage: Eukaryota; Fungi; Ascomycota; Pichiomycetes; Pichiales; Pichiaceae. The transcript has a single exon. The coding region runs from base 1 to 1743 and encodes 580 amino acids. The record is from RefSeq and is a predicted model, not a curated record.
AUGUUUGUUCUUCUGAAACCGUUUACUGCCGUGAGGGCAACUCUAGGCAGGCCAGCCGUGACAAGGGCUGCUGUAUUCUACAGCACCGAAGGUUUAAACCUUGAUGUUGACCAAACUGCCCUUCACCUGAAAAUUCAGGAUGCAUUCACAAAGGUCGCGAGUGAUACCCUCACAGAGGUUCAAGGAAGAGUGAUUCCUGAGAUGCUUACUACCAGCAAUGGUGUAUUAGUGAGAGCCAAAACCGGAACUGGUAAGACCUACGCAUUUGGCCUCCCUGUGAUGAACGAGUGGUUGAGUGACAGAAGUUUUGGAAAGCAGGAGAGCGUUCACACCGUGGUGAUCAACCCCACUAGAGACCUUGCUUUCCAAACACAAAGGGCUUUGGAUAAAGUCUGGAAGGAUGCUGCCCCUAGGAACAAUCGCCGAGGUAUCGAUUUGUGUGUUGGUCAGAUGAAGUAUGAUCAGAUUAGGCGGGGAGUCAAUGGAAGAUUCAAAUCUGCGGCUUUAGUGGCUACUCCAGGAAGGCUGUUAGAUAUGCUGGAGUCGGACCAAUAUUUUGCAAAAUCGUUCAAAGAUCUGAGACACUUUGUUAUUGAUGAGGCCGACGUGCUCUGCGCUCAGGAUUUCAAGGAAGCUCUUUUGGCUGUUGUUAGCCGGAUCAAAGAAAAUCAUCAAGAUCCUAGCUUGCUGAAAGUGACCAUGUUUUCUGCCACCAUGGACUCGAACACUAAGGAACUUGCUCGCAAACUGAUGGGCGAAAAUUAUAAGUUCAUUGACGUGAGUUCUGGGCCAGAAGUGACGGACACUGUUGAUCAGUCUCUAGUGACCACAAAUAGCCUUUUUGAGAGUUUUGCCGUUGCCUUGAGAUUGGUGAUCGAAAAACUAAAUGCUGACAAUGCUAAGGUGAUUGUGUUCAUGCCUAACAUCAAGACCACGGAUUUCUUUUACUGUCUGGCUAAAGAGGUUAUCGACGAAUUUUACGGAAGAAAAGCUGAAGUCUACACCCUGCAUGGAGACUUGAGUCAGAGUGCUCGCAACAGAAACCAGGUCAGAUUCAGAAGUGCUAGAAAGGCAGUUUUGGUUUCGUCGAACGUCGGUGCUAGAGGUAUGGAUUUCCCAGGAGUCAACAGUGUGAUUCAGUUAGGAGUGCAACAAGAAACGGCUUCCCAUACUCACAGGGUGGGUAGAACAGGAAGAGCCGGAACUACAGGAGAGUCUAUCUCCAUCUUGACCGAGCACGAAAUGUUUUAUGCUGAGAGAUUAAAGAAAGAAGGUCAUGACUUUGAGGUUUUAGAGAAACCUGAGGUCGCUCCUGAGUUUGAGCAGCAAAUGAGGAUUGUUCUGAAAAACAUUCCAUGUGAUAUUAAUCAGAUGGUCACGUCGCUUUUGGGAUCUUAUGCUUCUGUGCCUCGGAUUGAGAGAGAUGGUAAUCCAAAAAGUCUUGCUCUUGAUUGCGGAGACCUUUAUCAAAAGUUUAUGGGAGAGGGUAAUCUGCCUUCUGUCAAGGCAGUUGAUCUUGACAGAUUUAGAAUCUCAUCUUAUGAGGCCGAAGGAGUGUUUAACGUGAGGGGCAGUUUGAAAGGAGGAUUCAGCUCCGGAGGAUACAACAACAGAGGAUAUAGGAAUUUCGGAGACAGAACUGACCGAUCAUACAAAUCAAGAAGAUCUGGUAAUGGGUACGGAGGUAACUUUGAAAGAAGGGAUUUCGGAAAUCGCCGCUGGGACAGGAACAAUAAGUUUUAA